AUGAAGUUCAGCAUCAUUCUGACUACCUUCAUCGCCGCCGCCCUGGCCGCCCCUGCAGCUGAACCCCAGCCCGAGGGCCAGCCCGCGCUCGAGAUCCUCGAGAAGCGCUGCCUUCCUAACGGAGCUGACUGUAUUCGCACACCAAACGAUUGUUGUAGCAAAUCUUGCUAUAUGGACAAGGGUCAGGCUACUUAUCGCUGCUAUCCCUGGUAG
Molecule: messenger RNA, 213 nt
Organism: Cucurbitaria berberidis CBS 394.84
Lineage: Eukaryota; Fungi; Ascomycota; Dothideomycetes; Pleosporales; Cucurbitariaceae
Exons: 2
Coding region: 1-213 (70 amino acids)
Source: RefSeq, a predicted model, not a curated record